CACGCGUUGACGCGUUCCUUACUAAAAGUGGGCAUUACGUAAUAUUUCAACACAUCCACAGCAUCGUCAUCUGGGAAUGCCUCGCGGACUGAAUUGCAACAAAUCCACCGACAGCGCCCUCCCUUCCGGUCUGGUUGCAGCCUGCACACCCUCUUUUCAAGCUUUGCUUUGCUCAUCUUGGGCAAUUGAUCUUCAACAUGUCGCAUAGCAAAAGGAACACGUCUCGGCCCGUCUUCACCGCGCACGAGCGGGCCAUGGCCAAAUCGGCCUGGAGCUCCUCAUCAGCCCGCUUGAACAGAGACUCGUUUCUACCGUUCGGCUCGUGUUCGCUCUGCCUCGAGUCCUCGGUCGACCCCGUGGCCUGUUCCAACGGCGACAUUUUCUGCCGCGAGUGCGCGCUGAACAACAUCCUUGCGCAGAAAAAGGAGAUCAAAAGGCUCGAGAAGGCCCGGGAGCAAGAGGACAGAGAGGCCGCCGAGUCAAGAGCAAGGCAGGACGAGGAGGCGCAAGCGAGAGCCGUCAAGGAGUUUGAACUGACCCAGGCUGGGUUUGACGUCGCUGGGAGCAGGACUGGGAUUAUCUCGGACGCGAACCUGGCGAAAGAGGCGAAAGCCGGAGAGAAACGCAAAUUCUCGCUGGAUGAGGACGAGGUGCAGCGCAACGCCGACAAUGACCGUGCAAAAGCACGGAAAGCGAUCGAGGACGAGAAGAGCUCCAAGCCGACUCUGCCAUCGUUCUGGGUCCCCUCGGUAACCCCGACGUCAAACAGCAAAGAUAAAUUGCAUGAAGUCAAGAAGAAGGCCAAGACGACGCCCAUCUGCCCGUCGUCUCAGGAGAACUGCCCCCACCCGUACUCAUUGCACAGCCUUGUGACGAUCAACUUUACCGAGGAGGAAGAGUCCAAGGAUACCAGGACCAAGACGAGGAUCUGUCCAUCAUGCAAGAAGGGGCUGACCAACUCCUCGAAAGCGAUGCUUGCAAAGCCAUGUGGUCAUGUGCUUUGCAAGGCGUGCGCCAGCCAGUUCAUGAAACCGUCAGAUCAUGAUCCACAUGCCGACCCGGCUGAUGCGAAGCACGCGAAUGCGGUGAGGUGUUACGUCUGCGACGAGGAUGUGACGGAGAGGCCGGCGAAGAAGGGAGGUGACAAGAAGGACAAGGACAAGAUUCGACCAGGUGUGGUGGAACUCAAGAGUGAUGGGACGGGGUUCUCGGCCGGCGGUACGAACGAGGUCAAGAAGAGCGGAAGCGCGUUCCAAUGCUGAGAGGGCCAUUUAUGCUGAAUAACACUUCAUGGUGGCUUAUAGUGCUCUAUACCCAGAAAGUGAAACGCCCACAUAAAACGUGUAGGUACAGACCUAGUAUUGAAUAAGCUGUAGGAUACUUUCACCUCGGAG
Messenger RNA from Diaporthe batatas, 1394 nucleotides. RefSeq lists its product as uncharacterized. The transcript has 2 exons. Lineage: Eukaryota; Fungi; Ascomycota; Sordariomycetes; Diaporthales; Diaporthaceae. Gene Ontology annotation, molecular function: ubiquitin protein ligase activity. Bases 198 to 1262 code for a protein of 354 amino acids. The record is from RefSeq and is a predicted model, not a curated record. Gene Ontology annotation, cellular component: nucleus.